This is a messenger RNA of Symbiodinium sp. CCMP2592, 5997 nucleotides long. The record is from the annotation of a GenBank genome assembly. NCBI's taxonomy places the organism in Eukaryota, Dinophyceae, Suessiales, Symbiodiniaceae.
AUGCGCGGCAUCAAGAUCGUGCUACUGAGGCUGUUAGCGUGCUAUCUUGCAGCAGGCCAAGGUGAUGAUGAUCAGCCCCUGACACCGAGGGAGAUCUUCUUCGCUUUGCCACCUGCCAUCCUCGUCCGGACGUUGGUUUCGAACCUGGAUGCGUCGCGAUGGAGCAUCUACGAGCGAUUCACGCUGGAGGUUAUUGGCGAACGCUUGAAGAGCGGCCUGGCUGGUGGUCGUCCACUCAUCGUCGAGGGUGAGGCGUGCGAUUCAUCGAUGACGUUGACCGGAGCAUUAGAAGGCUUCAUCCCAUCGGUAGACACUUUCACGGCCCCCGAAGAAGAACUGACGGAGCUGUCGGAGGUUUGGCGCUUCCCGGGCUUGCGGCUCGCGACAGGAGGUGUCUUCAGUGCUUGCUGGUGCCGGCCGGAAGGCCAGCGGCGGCCGGACCAGACGGAGACGCCUGCGAUGCGUGUCUGCGAGCCUGCUGUAGGCGGGCCUCUUCAUGUGGUCGGCCCUCUCGAACUUGUUGGCAAAGACGAUAGCCCGCCUGAGCAGGAUCCGGAAAGUUCUCGAGCGCCUUACGUACUCGAUCGAUUUCUUCUGAAUGUUCUGGGCUACUCCCUCGAGGUCGACUACGAUCGCAUUCGUGUGGUGGAUGAAGACGUAAUGUGCGGCGGUCCGGGCUCCUCGGUGUCGAGUCAGGCCUUCCUGGGCCCGGGUGUCGGCGCGACAGCGGCAUCUGUGAAGCCAGGGAUCCAAGUGAUUGCAUCGUUGGGGCAGCCAAGCACCGUGGGCCAGCUCGAGGUCCAGGAUGCACAAGGCUAUCAUCCUGAACUCAGAGCGCCCUUAGAAGAAGGGGUGGACCCCACCGGUGAGAACGCUUCAUUGAUCUGGUCGGAUCUGGCAGCCACGACUGCGGGCACGUACCGGGUCUGCUGGUGUUCUGCUCUGAGGACGAACAAUGCAGGGGAGAAUCCGGUUGACCUGACCGACUUGUUUCCCUACCCGCCUGAAGAGGUUAACCUGACGAAUGCGACCAAUGACUCGAAUUUCACCGGAUGGGAUUACGAGUUUUCUUGGGAGGACUACGGCUUGGUUUUUCAGCGGCAGCUGGCGGCGGCUGGAGCUGACAUGGCAGGCGGCAACCGAACCAACGAGACCAAUCUGACGGAAAGCGACGGCGAUGAUAUGGAUGACAACGACAGCAACUACAGCAAUGAAAGCAGUCUGCCCAUGGACGGCCCCGACAAUCAGAUGCCGAUGACGAUGAUGGAAGACAUGCCGGAGAAUGUUUCAGCACCUCUCUGCAGCUCCGAUGCAAUGUUCAACCUCGACCUGGGCAACUUCUCCAUCGCCGGACCCACGGCUCUGGAGGUCAUUGGAGGCGAGGGUUUUGAUCGGCGAAAAGUUCAGGUUGGGACGAACUUCUCCCUGAAAGUGCUCGGCUUUGGCCUGGGCGAUGGCCUCUCGCAAAGACUUCGGUUAGUGCUGGCACCCCUCAGGUGCGGUCAAGAGGGGACCUACAAUGGCACUGAGCAUCUGCUGGGCCAGCUUGCCGAGGACCCGGACGCACCUGGCACUGGCGAAGACCCCAACUUCGCCCAGACGUGGGGCCCUCUGAUUCUCUCCCGGAGUGGUCAGUACUAUGUCUGCCUUUGCUCGGGCAGAGGACGGACCUGUUCCAGCGACAUCGAUUUUCAGGUGGAGAUCGGCAGUGUUUUUGCUUUCUGGCCGGAUCUGCGCCUGGAAAGAUCUGGCGGCUUUGAGCUGAGAGUUGUGCCGCACGUGGUCUUCUCACUGGAUUUGAUCGGGGCUCAGCUCUCGGAGGAGGACCGCGUCCGCAUUGUGGACUUCGAUGUGGAAUGUGGGCACCCGGGGUCGGAACACCACACGGAGGCGCUGCGUGGGCCUUUGGCAGACUCUCCGAGCACGCCUGGAAUCGUAGGCAAUUUGCCAGAUGGCCAAACCAAGCUGACCUGGCCAGAGCUGCGAGUGGUCUCGGGUGGCAUCUUCCGUGUGUGCUGGUGCCCUGGGGCCCAGCAGGGCGGCGCGGAGCCCAGCGACUGCCAGACGUUUGCGGACUUUUACGCUGAGUUCGGGACCUUUGCCAGCCUUCGCAUUCGUGAUGGCUGGUCCAGUGCAUGCCCUCGAGCCGAAGAGCCGAUUCUUAUUCAUGUGGCUGCAAUUGGGCUCAGGCCAGAGGUGGAUCGCAUCCUGUUGCUCAAGGCAUCCGAAGUUUGUGGAGAGGGCAUUCCUGACGUUUUAGCUCCGGGUGGAGUCGUGAGCUCGGAGUCCGGGUUCGGUGCCCUCCAGUGCAAGCAGGAUCCGAACGCCGGCGCAGAGGACCUGGAGCGGAAGAUGGUGUGUGGAGGUGUCGACUCAUUGGGUGCCGUGCGUACCUACACCCUGGGAAUCUACCAGAUCUGCGUUUGUGGAGCGCUUCCCGCCUAUGAUUGCUCGCAUCCAUCGCACUACUGGACUCCCGCUGGCAAAGCCUUCCAGGUGUUGAUGAGGUCCGACGCACCGGGGGCUGCGGAGAGUGUGCCUCCAGUGUCGCUCCUCACUGUGUCGAAGAGUCCUGUGGUAGCUGCCGCCUACGCUUCGCAGCCACUCGGCUCCGAGCGCCGGGUUGCUGCUGGAUACGAGGAUGGAGUGGUGCGCAUAUGGAAGCCAGCCGUCCCGGAGAUUGCCGCAACGCUGAUCGGCCACCUCGACCAUGUGCAGGCAGUGGCUUGGGCACCCGAUGGCAGUUGGCUGGCAUCAGCAGGCCUCGAUGGCAGCUUGCGGCUCUGGGGCGACGCUGCGGGCCUCGGCCCGCAUGGCCUGGGCGUGCCGCCGCACGUUUGCCCCAACUGGGGUCCUGUGUGGCACAGGCCAGGUGGCAACAUGCCUGAUUUUGAUUGGCAGAACGUCAUCCUGGGCCAUGUGCUGAGUAUGAAUCCCCUCAACAUCACGCAGGAGCCUUUCGUGAACUUUGCAGAAGCUCUCUCCCAUGAAGAUCUUGCAGACAUAGGUCACCUCACCUUGAAACGAGCCGCGAUGCAGUGUGAGAAGGCCUGCAGCAACUUCCGGGAGAUGGCAGCCGACUUCUGUGAGUGCGGGCCGAGCUUGGAAUGCCACAUUCUCGGGACCUGCUUGCCCAAAUGUGGCUUGGAGGCACAUGUCUGGCCGGUGGCGCACAAGCAGGGCCUCACCGCCGUUGUCGUGUCGCCAGAUGCCGCCGUGAUUGCAACGGCAUCGUAUGAUGCCGAUGUGCACAUCUGGGAUGCGAGGACACGCGUGCCGGAAGCUGUCUCAACCGUCUCAGUGCACAGUGGCGCUGUGCUUUCUUUGGCCUUCUCAGUGGGAACAGGCUCGGGUAUCAUGCUGGCAACCGGUGGCGACGACGAUCUCAUCACGUGGUUUGCCCUAGCGGACCUGCUGGCUGCAGGCCGGACGAGCAGCGCGAUGCCGAUUCACACCUUCCGCGAGGAGCAAGGAAUCGGCAAGAACAUGGCUGUGCUCGCAGUCGCUUUCUCGCUGGAUGGGAAUUGGUUCGCCGCAGCUGGUCGUGGAGGAGCCGGGGCCUUGUGGGACGUCCAACAGAUGACGAAGGUUCGCAUCUUGGAGCCAGCCCUUGAGACGGUCAGCAAUGCCCAGAUGGCUGCGGUAGCCGGCCUUGCGUUUGCACAGGACGGACAGUGGCUCGCCAUCAGGGGCCCGGGAUCGGUCAAGAUGCUCCCCAUGGCCAACGUGCACCAGGGCCUGCCCGUCCCCAGCCCUGAGUGGGUCACCUUCGAUGGGCAGGAUUUAGGCCGGGCUGUCCUCACCUGGUCGUCGAUGCCGCGGCCCGAAGGCAAUCUGCCGCAGCAGCACAUCGUGCGGCAUGACAAUGGAACCGUCCUGGCGCUGCAGUUCGCACCAUGCAACGUCACUGCCGGAUGCGAUGCGCGUCUGCCGGCCAUCCGGGUGGACAUCCAAGUUCCCUACGAGUUUAUUGGAGUUCGCGGCUACUUCCUGGAGCACAGCUUGAACGCGGACGACUUGGCAGAUGAUUGCCGCGGCGGUGCGGCACAGUCGCAAUGGGAUGAGGAAAAUCCUGCGAGGACCUACUUUGCUCAGCUUGGCUUCGGCAUGUCUGCUGAAGGCCUAGACUGCGAGCGAGUGGGGCCGUCCGAGGGGGAAGGAGGACGUGACAGCUUGGAGGCUUGCAAGCAGGCUUGCAGGGAGAAUCACUUCUGCAACCUCAUCAACUAUCGCGAAAGUGCUCGGAACUGUGAUCUCCGCUACUGCUUGAAUGCAUCAUCGCCCAUCCUGGGAAACAAUCCCGAUGUGAAUGCACAUGCACUCAUCGAGUUCGAUGAUACGGAUGAGCUGCUGGACCCCACGCACGACGGAUAUGUCAUGUUCGGAGCACCAGAUGCCGUCGGAGUGGGUGGCAUUGCCUAUGGUGGGUGUGCGGCUGGGCGCGACGUCCCCACAACAGGCUCGUGGAUCACCGUCCCGGAAACUCAUGUAUCCAGGACUCGAACGCUCCGAUGGCAAGUGGCACAGAGCCGGAGCCGGGAGAUCAUGGCGAUUAGUGAGAUCUUCCUCGAGUUGUUGCAGCCGGCGGAGGAAGCUCACACAAUCGUGGACCCAGCAGCAUCGAAGGCAGUGGCCCUUGCUCCUGACCGCCUCGAGCUCGUCGCAUCGAGCGCAGCAUACAAUGGUGCCCUUGCAGUCUGGGACACACGAGGCUUUGACAUCCCUUCAGGUCGGCAAGAGGAGUACAAGCUCAGAUCAGUCUUCGGAUUCACGAUCAAUGCGCCAUUCCUACAGGACGAAGAUCGCAUGAAGAUUGUGGAGAGUGACGAGGUAGCAGCCUGCGGUGAUGCCUACAGCUCCGUGGCUACGCUGAAGGUUCAAGGUCCAACUCACGGCCAACGGGAGUCUGGCACCAGCAGUUCUUCGACCUGGACAGGUUUCGCAGCAAUGCAACCUGGAUCCUACCGUGCAUGCUUUUGUGGCGGAUUCGGUGAAUGCUGCAAUGUGGAUGGUGCCUUCGCGACCGAGCUUCUAAGAUUUGUCGUGGCUGGUGCUGAGAGCGACCAUUACGCAGUUUGCGAGGUGUCUCUACUGAGCUGGCCCCUUUCAGAGAUCAAGACCUGCAUCAUCGAAGGCUUCCGAGGCGUGGGUCUUCAGGCAGGGGACAUGGUCAUGCUCCAAACCGGGGAGUUCUGCGGCCUGGCUGGUCCUAUUCCGGGUCUACCAAACAAUGGAGUCCUGACAAGCCGAUCGCCCGACGCUAGAGAUCUGGCUGGUGUACAUCAAGGUGGCACCUGGUACCGAUUUGAGACGGAGGACUUGCCGGACAAUCCUGGCAUUUUCGACCCCGCACCGGUGAUGCCGACGGAGGGCAUGAUAGCAAAGUUGUGCUGGUGCAGCAGGCUUUCCAAUUGCGAUCCCAACAGACCCGCGGAAUUCACGAUCUUUGCUGGGUUUGUGACCCUUGUGCGCCUGGAGGCUGACCUUGAAGUGACCUGCUUCAUGAAGGGCCCCUGCGACCUGGUCGUGGACCUUCCCACCACGAAGCCGCUCGCUGCUGGUGAUCUGGUCGUGGUGAAGACUGGAGCCAAGCCUGAGAUGCGGCUGCGCGGGUGCACGGGAGAGAUAGUGACAGGCAUCGGUCCGCUGUUGGAUGGCUACUCUGCCAGACUGACGGCAGCCGGCGACACGGGUACCUUCAGUCUCGGCUUUGUCGACGAAGCUGGUCCUGGAGACUACCGCCUUUGCUGGUGUCAGGGCAGUCGCCGGCCAUGCUCUACACCAGAGGACUUCAAUUUCGAUGUUGGCAAGCUGAACAUAGCUGCUGCGCAGUACGUCUGGCCGCUCUGCACCUUCGAGGAGACAGUCUUCAGAAGCUGGCGGGACUGGCAGACCUUCGACGACUGCUGCUGCAACUACGAUGAAGCGGGUGCCGUUGGCUGCAAGGACGAAGCCUCUUACACCUACCAACUUUGUUCAGCCUAUCCGCUCCGAUGA